Molecule: messenger RNA, 456 nt
Organism: Cooperia oncophora
Lineage: Eukaryota; Metazoa; Nematoda; Chromadorea; Rhabditida; Trichostrongylidae
Source: the annotation of a GenBank genome assembly
AUGGCCAGUCGCGGGCCGAUCACUUCGACUGAAUCGACCAUGUGCUCGAGCCGAUGGUGGACGAGGAAUCCAACACCACCGACAUUUCUUCCGCUCAGUUUGGCUCCGAGAACAAUUAGCAAAACUACUGUCAAGUGUCGCGAUGGAGCUAUCCGUGAAGUCGCGGUGAAGAAGUUCAGAGAUCCCUUCUCGGAUAAUGCUCAGGCGCGGAUGAUUUAUCGGGAGAUUAAACUUUUACAAAUCAUGCGACACGAUGGAGUAAUCCGGGCCAUUGACCUUUAUACACCUAACAACGUGGAGCAUGAAUUCAAGGAGCUAUAUGUUGUCACUGGAUACGCUGGUGAUAGUAUUGUAAAAAUAUUGCAUGAUCAAAAAGUUACUGGAAGAGUUCACAUCACUCCUGAGCACAUUAUUCACAGGGACCUGAAAACCAGGAAAUCUAGCCUUAACAUGUGA